Molecule: messenger RNA, 1410 nt
Organism: Panicum virgatum (switchgrass)
Lineage: Eukaryota; Viridiplantae; Streptophyta; Magnoliopsida; Poales; Poaceae
Exons: 6
Coding region: 116-1135 (339 amino acids)
Source: RefSeq, a predicted model, not a curated record
AACAAAAAUCCUCAGACCCCGGUCUCGAAGGUUCGAUUCCAUCUUCUCGCGUCGCCGGGUUUCCUCGCCUCCCGUGGUGGUCGAGCGCGAGCGCGCGGCGGGGUUUUCGAGCGCGAUGGCCACUCCCGGCGAUCAACCGGCUGGCGGCGGGUCCCCGGCGCGGGCGUCGAGGCUGCGCUACCCGCUGCGGUCGGCGAGCAGGGGGAAGGUGGCGGCGGAUGCGCCUCCCACCGUCUCCGCGCCGAGUAGGUCAAAACCAUCUUCAGAUGUCAGCAAGAGCAUGUGUAUUGACCUUUCUGUGAAGGAUAAAUCAGCCAAACCUCCACGGAGGCACUCAAUACAAACUAAGCCAGGAGCAAGCCCAAGGCCAACUCCUUCUGGAACUGUUACUCCAGUAUCUGGGAUUCGGUCAAGGAGGUUUGAUACCCCGUCAUCUGAAGUGUCCAUGUCCACGGCAAGGCGCAAGUUCAGCACGCUGUCCUCGGUCUCGUAUUGGAUGACACAGAUCAGGCUGGCAGAGGCUGCUUGCAAGCACUCGGUUGCCCUGGCUUUCUUUAGGCUUGCUCUAGAAUCAGAAUGUGAGCCACUGGAUCGGAUGAGGGAAGAACUCAAGUCAUAUGUUGCCCGGCAUGGCCUAGCUACAGAAUUGGAGGAACCAGUAAAGGACAUUCUUCAGGUUUAUGAUAUCGUGGAGGAUUUUGAGAAGCUCAAGAUCUCUCCAGAGCCCUCACAGCAACCAAAAAAGUCUGACAAGGCAGCUCGUACUGCCACUAAUGUGUCACCCAAUGGUAACCUGAAGCCAAGGUCACUGAACUCUGAGCCAGCUGAAAGUAAGGUAGCAGGAAAGAAAGAGAACAUUCAGAAGGCGAAGCCUGAUGCAAAGGUCAGAGCCUCCUAUAACAAGAAUCCUGCCAAAAACACCACAGCAACGGAGGUGGUUCCCAAGAACGCUGGUAAGAAAACCAAGAAACAGACCAAGGGUCAACAGGAAGUUAGCAAUGGAGAUAGUGGGGUUUCCGCCGCCGGUCCAGAUCAAGAUCCUGCUGAUGUGGUGAUGGAGAUUACACAUGAGGAUAAAGAGAACAUGGGGGAUACUGAGAUGCCCAUGGAUGCUGGCAUUCCCCAAGAAGCCUAGAAGAGCCGGACCGACUUCAGAUUCAAUCCUUUUUUAUCGCUGAAGAUGAAGUACUAGCGUGUGGUUGCUUGCUUUGGUUUCCAUUGUUAAUAUGUUACCCGAGCUCGUCUCUUUGAUUGCCGAACCGUGUCUUGGAUGGGGGGACUGCAUUGUGUGCUUUGAUGGGUGGUAGAUUGCUUGCUUGUAUUCUUUCAUUAAGUUUGCUGGUUUGAUGGUUUGCCUGUAGUAGCCGUGCAUCUGAAUAUAGUCGAGUUUAUUUAUUCGUGUGAAUGGAA